UCCCCAAAGCGGUGGAUGCCGGCAUUACCUCGCUCCUGUCACGUGCUUGACAGGGCCGUGUUGGGACUGGGCCGAGUCAUUCUGAUCUUCCGUGGGGUAUCGGGCAUAUGUCACUUUUUGAUGUUGAUUGCCGGUGAAGUGAGUAUACAGUCUGAUCGAAUCGCUGUAGCACGAUCAAUGAGAGAAGAUAUAUAUUAUGAGGACCAGAGCAUCAUGUAGAGCAUCUUAUUUAGGAUGCGGUAUGCAGAGCGGUGAAAGCACUUGCAACGC
Aspergillus eucalypticola CBS 122712 is the source of this 270-nucleotide messenger RNA. RefSeq lists its product as uncharacterized. The record is from RefSeq and is a predicted model, not a curated record. The transcript has a single exon. NCBI's taxonomy places the organism in Eukaryota, Fungi, Ascomycota, Eurotiomycetes, Eurotiales, Aspergillaceae. The coding region runs from base 16 to 219 and encodes 67 amino acids.